Molecule: messenger RNA, 1269 nt
Organism: Schistosoma turkestanicum
Lineage: Eukaryota; Metazoa; Platyhelminthes; Trematoda; Strigeidida; Schistosomatidae
Source: the annotation of a GenBank genome assembly
AUGAAUGCAAAGAACAAUGUUGAAGAUUUGUCACUUCAAGUUCAAUUGGAUGAAACAAAAGAACAAUUAAGUAGACAAAGUGAUUAUACCAGUAGUCGUUCACCGACAACUGUGGCAGUUUCAACUAUAUCUAGCAGUUCACGUAGUGGAGCAACUGUUCAAGGUUCCAAAAUUGCAAGUGGUAAUUCAAACAUUAGCACAACAAAGCGUCAAACAACCAAUCCUGCCACUAAUGAAAUAAAUUUAGCAAAAUCUGCACAGAAUGUUAAUUUCAAAGACAAGGCAUUAGUAGUUAAUCCGGUUGGAGAAUUAGAUGCUUCAUCUGGUCGAGGCUUUUUACCGCCCAUCGAUCGAAAUGUUGGAGAUAAAAUUUCAUUAAUGACAGAUGGAGCUGUUUUACAAGCUAAACGUAAGGAACAAAAACAGUCAGUGGAAAAUGAGAAAACAGGAAAUCUUGCAACGUACGAACCAAUGAAUAUAGAGAAUUCAAGUCCACGGAAUAAAUAUGAUGCAUUUGAAGAAUUUAAACGUGAACCUGGUUCAGAAUUAUUCCAUAUUUAUCAAGAAAAUAAAAAUUUACUAGAAGAAAAACGAGAACAAGGUUUGAAAUUGGCUACAGAAAUCAAUCAGAUCAAAUCAAAUGUGCAUGAAUUACAAAUUCAUUUGAAUAAGUCAAAAGCAGAACGUGAAGCACAAGGAUUGAUUCAAACUUCUGAACACGAAUCAAUUAUCACUGAAGAUGAAUAUAAUUUAAUCAAACAAAUUCAAACUUUAAAGGAUGAUUACAAAAUAAAAUAUUCAGAAUGGUUGAAACUUAAAGAAACUAUUCAAUAUUGUAAAUAUAUGUUAGAUGAAUCACAAAAACGUUUAUUACAAGAAUUUGAAAAUUGGUAUCAACAAUGUUUCAUGGAACCGCUGAAUCCAAAUGAUCCAGCAUUACAUAAUAAUCAAAUUCAUCUGAAUACUUCGAGUAAAACAAUAAACAAUCAUAACAAAGUAACAAGUAGUAUAAAUCAGAAUACUAAUGAAAAUGAUUAUUUAAUGGAAUUUAAACAAGCUCAAGAAAACUGUUUCUCCAAUCAUGCUGACUUAUUAUCAUAUCAACGUGCUAAAGAAAUGGUUACAUAUAAACAAGCUUAUCAAAGAAAACAACAAAAUUUGAGAAAAUCUCAUCGUACCUCGAAAUUUGGAUCGAUUAUCACGCCUUAUGCAUUGAAUAAUUCAAUAUUCAAAAAGCAGAAAUUUACUGUGGAUAAUAUCUCAGCCUAA